Messenger RNA from Tetrahymena thermophila SB210, 4437 nucleotides. RefSeq names its product phage head-tail family protein, putative. The transcript has 26 exons. Lineage: Eukaryota; Ciliophora; Oligohymenophorea; Hymenostomatida; Tetrahymenidae. The record is from RefSeq and is a predicted model, not a curated record.
AUGAAGAAUCAAAACAAUGAAGUACUAAAGAUUACUUUAGGAAAUAAAAUUUUGGUUCCUGAAUUCGAAAAGUUACAAAAAAUGGAGAAAUUACUUUCCAAAGUGGAAAACGAUAUUUCAAAAAGAAUUAAAGAUUUAGAUAGAUCUUCAAUAUUAGAUACAAUGAAGAAAACAUCUUAGCUUUAUUAGCUGAUUCUAGGAGAACUGCAUUUUUAGUUAGGAGAACUCAAAUUAGAUAAAUACACAUCUAUUAUUCAAAAAAUUUUUAGUGGAUAGAAUAUGCUAUUAGAAAUAAUAUUAAAAAUAAAGAUCAAUACAGAGUAAGGGAUUGAUUAACAGCUUACAGAUAGCAUGAAUUCAAUUUAAGCAAAAUCUAUAUAGAGAACGAGCUCCGCAGAAAGAGAUGCUAACUAGAGCGAUAGAUUAAUUACACCAAGAUUAAUUGGAUAAAAGAGCAGCAUGAUUAAAAAACAAACUGUUACAAUAAAUUAGUAAAAUGAUAAAAAAUUAAUUGAUAAAUCUACAGAUACAGAAUUAGAUAGAUAAGAUGCAAAGAGAUUGAGCUAAAUUAACUUCAAAUAAAUGGAAUUAAACUCAAUUGCUUAGGAGCUAAAUGAAGCUAGUGAUGAUGUUUCUGAGUUUUUAAAAAAUAGAAAGAACAUAAAUAUAGACGCAUCUAAUGCUGAAAAAUAACUCAAAUAAGUUUUGAAAGACCUUGCUGUUAAAAAAAAAAGAGCUGAAUAGAUUGAACAAGAAGGUUAUGCCCUAUUAAGUAAAGAAGAGAAUUUAAAAUAGGGCUAUUAAAUAAUGGAAAAUGAGCUUGUUAGUGGGCUUAAAGAUGUAGCUUUAAAAGCAAAAUAAGCAUAGGAAUUUUAGUUAAAACAAAACUUUAGGCUUGCAAGAGAAAAUAUUGAAGGCAUUGAUCAAUCAGUUUAGACUGAAAAAGAUCUUCUCAAGGAGAGGUAUGAUAAGUUAUUAUUAGAAAGUAAGGCAAAAGAUAAGAAAUUAGCUGAUGCUGAGAAAAAGAUUAAAGAAUAGAAGAAAGAUUUCGAAUUAUAAGAGUAAAAAUCAUAAAAAUUAUAAUAGAAAGUAGACGAAUAUUAGUUCUAAGAAAAGAAAAGAGAAGAUGAGUAGAGAAAAGUAAAAAAAGAAAAAGAUCUCAUCAUUAUUAGUCAGUAAGAAAAAGAAAGGUUAAAGAGAUAUAUAGAGGAGAAUAUUAAACUUAAAAUCAAAAUGAAAGAUUUGUUGGAUAACAUUAAAUAGUUUUAAGAUGAGACUAAAUCUAACUUUGAUAGAUUUAGAAGGUACGUUAUGACUACAAAUUUAAACGACGAACAAAAAAAAGCCAUCAUUUAAAGGGCUGAAGAAUUAUUUAAAUUUGAUUUAAAUAAGAGAUUAAAUAUUAAGGAAUUAGAGGUCUUAUGCAGAUUUGAAUCUGAUAUGAUCAAAGAUUCUCUUAUUAAAGAGCUCUGCGGAUUCGACGCGACUAAUCUGGUUAAAAAGAUAAAAUAAGAAUAAAAAAUGAAAGAUCAAGAAAGGUUAAACAACCCUAACUAUGAUUAAGAUUUUGAUCCUGAACUUUUGGAAGAAGGUUAAAAGAUAGUAAUAAAAAAAACUAAAAAGAAAAUACAAAGAAUGAAUUCUCGAGGUGAAUGGGUUGAAGAAGAGAUUGAAAUUGAGGAAGAAGUUGUCAUAGAUAAAAAUGGUAAUGAAGUAAGAAAAAGAGAAAAGCCUUAGGCAGGUAUUUACACAGAUCCAUCUAUGAUUGAAUUCAUCAACAAGCAUGGUGGUUUAGCUAUUGGUGGAAGCAAAUUUGUUCUUCCAUAAAAACCUUCUAAACCAGUUUCAAUAGAUGGAUCUCAAAUAAAGGAAGGAGAAUGGUUUACUGAUAAAAAAGGAAAUAAAGUUAAGAUGGUAAAAAAUCAGAAUGGAGAAGAAGAAUACGAAAUUGAAGAAAAAUAUUUUGAUGAAAAUGGAGUAGAAAGAACAAGAAUUAAAAAAAUGAAAGUCAAAUAGGACGCAAAUGGAGAAGAAUACACAGAAGAAGUUUAUGUUGAUCCAACUACUGGAUAAAAAAUGCAUGUAAUAAAGAAAGUAAUCAAAGAUAAAGAUGGAAAUGAUAUCAUUGAAGAAAUUACCACAGAUGAAAAUGGAAACAAAGUUGUUAAAAGAACCAAAGUUAAAAAGGACAAGGAUGGAAAUGAUGUUAUUGAAGAAGAAAUUAUUGAUUAAUACGGAAAUAAAUAAAUUGUUAAAACCAAAAGGAUUAAAGAUGCUAAUGGAAAUGAUGUGAUUGUAAAAGAAAUUGUUAAUGCUGACGGCACUAAAGUUAUUGUUACUGAAAAAAUUGAUAAAAAUGGCUAAAGAAUUAUCAUUGAGGAAAAAAUUGAUAAAAAUGGUAAAAAAACAAAGAUUGAGAAAAAAAUUGUUAUUGGGGCUGAUGGAAAACCUGUUAUUGAGGAAACAAUCACUGAUGAAAAAGGAAAUAAAAUUGUUAAAAAAACAAACCUACUUGUAGAUGAAAAUGGAAAUUCUUAUACUCAAGAAGUAACUGUUGAUGCUUAAGGAAACAAAGUUAUAAAAAACAUUAGGCAAAAGGUAGAUUAGGAUGGUAAUAAAUACACAGAAGAAGAGAUUAUAAAUCAAGAUGGAACAAAGACUAUUGUGAAAAAGAAAGUUGAUUAGAAUGGAAAUUAAAUAAUUGAAGAAGAAAGCAUUGGAGCUGAUGGAAGUAAAAAAAGAGUUAUAAAAAAAGUAGAUUAGUUUGGAAACUAAAUAAUCGAAGAAGAAAUUAUUAAUGCUGACGGUACAAAAAGAAUAAUUAAAAAGAAAAUUGAUAAAAAUGGAAACUAAAUAGAAGAAGAAGAAAUAAUUGAUUAAUUUGGCAAUAAAAUUAUUGUUAAGAAAAUUUAAAAUAAAGAUGGUACAGUUACAGAAGAAAGAAUAAAUUUGACAACAGGAGAGAAGAUUAUUACAAAGAAAAAAAUAGACGAGUCUGGGCGAGAGAUUAUAGAAGAAACUAUUAUAGAUGCUAAUGGUAAAAGUACCACUAAAAAGAAAAUCGUUACAAAAGACAUGUUAGGCAACACUUUUGUUGAGGAAACAUAUGUAGAUCCUAAUACUGGAGAAACGAUAACUGUUAAAAAGAAAAUAUUCAAAUCAAAAGAUGGAAAAGAAAUUGUUGAGGAACAAAUAAUUGAUUCGAAAGGAAAUGUUAAAAAUAUUAAAAAAAAAGUAUUUAGAGACAGCCAAGGCAGAGAAAUAAUAGAAGAAGAAAUUAUCGGAGCAGAUGGAAAGAAAUAUACAGUGAAAAAAGUUGUCUAUCAAGAUUCUGAAGGCAAUAGAAUUGAAGAAGAAGAAAUAAUUGAUUCACAAGGAAAUAAAGUUAUAAUAAAAAAAAAAAUAGGAGCUGAUGGCAAAUAAAUUAUAGAAGAAACUAAAAUUUCAAAAGAUGGAAAGAAAACAGUUACUCACCAAAUCAUCAAUAAAGAUGGAACUAUUGAAGAAACUGUUAUUGAUUCAAAUGGUAAAGUAACAAAAAGAAAAUUAAAACUUGGAACACUAGAAAAGGAAGUUCAGGUUGAUAUUUUAGGUUCAUUUAACAGCUAGUCUGGAACUAAUUAACUUAAAAGUAUUUUAUUAUAAAUUGGUUGCCCUGCAGAUAAAGUUGAUGAAUUAGUUGAUGCAAUUAUGAAAUUUAUUACUAAAGGGGAAGCGAUUGUAGUAGGCGAUACUUAAAAAAUAGCUCACAAAAUAAACGAAAAAGGUUUAAGUCUUCCAGGUUACUCCAAACUACCUGAAAGAAAGACUGCAAAAAAAGGAAGAAAAUCAGAUGAUGAAGAAGAAGAUAAAUUGGAAUAAUUAGAUGGAUUAAACGAAGACUAAUUAGUUGAAGCUCUCUUUAAAAAGAUGAAUUAAAAAAAAGGAGAAUUUGGAGAUCUUUUGAAAACAAUAAGAGGACAUUUUGGUAAAUAGAAUGAUGAAGAUAUUGGAAUAGAAGACUUUAAAAAAUACUUUAAAAAGUUUGCAGAAGUUCAUUUAAAAUGUGGAGAAAACUGUCCUCAUUUAAGAAGAUUUUACGAGAGACUUGGAUUUACAUGGGCUAAAUAUAGAAGACGUUACUUAAAACUAAAGGACACAAGAAUUCAAGCAUUUAACAAAAUAAAAGACCAAGAACCUCCUGAGCAAUAGUACCCCAUAAAGAAUGCUAUUCGUACUUCGUCUCCAGAAAAAUCUAUAAAUCAAACAAUCUUAUAAUCAGCUUAAAAAUCUCACACUUAAAUAGCAAGUUAAAGGAGAGUUACUAACGAUGAAGAAAUAGACAAGCAAUCAUGGAACAAUUAUGAUAGCAUUUUAUCAAAAGAAUAGCUAAAUUCAAGUUUGGAAUAGUAGCAACGUUAAGAGUCAAACAAAAAAAUAUAAUUCAAAGACUAAUGA